AUGGAUACGACGAAUUCAGCGCGUGGUGAAGCUGAGAAUAUUGCUGUGUGUAUACGUAUACGACCGAUGAAUGACCGUGAAAUACGUUCAAAUGAUUCAAGUGCAUUAUGUUGUAUCCCACGACUCAAGACCGUGUCAUUACUAGAUCCCCGUACAGGUAUACCUUUAUCCGGAAAAGGCAAUGUCUAUCAAUAUGAUGAUAUUUUUGAUCCAAAAAGUGAUAUCCACCUUCUCUAUCAACGUGUGGGUCAACGGAUUGUACAUUCGACGUUAAAUGGUAUCAAUGGAACAAUCUUUGCCUAUGGACAAACAAGUUCAGGAAAAACAUUUACAAUGCAAGGAAAUGGAGAAAUGAACGUGAAGCUCAAGGAUCAAAUACAUUUCAAUGCUCGUGGAAUUUUACAAUUAGCAGUGGACGAUAUUUUUCAUUUUAUUGAAAACUGUCUAGAUCGUGAUUUUCUCUUACGUGUGUCGUAUGUUGAAAUUUACAAUGAAGUGGUGAAAGAUUUAUUGAAUCCAGUCGUGAAUUUAAAACUUCGAGAAGAUCCGAAAAAAGGCGUGUACGUGGAAUGUAAGGAAGAAAUUAUUACUAAUUAUCACGAUAUUGUCAUGCUGCUUCAAAUGGGGAAUCGAAAUCGAACUGUUGGACAUACAGCUAUGAAUGAAAAGAGUUCACGCUCUCAUAGCGUCUUUCGAAUUGUUAUUGAGAGUAAAGAAAAAGCAAAUUUUAGAAGACUGUCAGAAGAAGACGUGAACGGAGCGGUGCUAGUUGCAAGCUUAAAUCUUGUCGAUCUCGCUGGUUCGGAAAGUCUGCGACAUACUGGCGCAGAAGGUAUUCGACAACGAGAAGCUGGCAACAUUAACAAGUCGCUCUUGACACUAGCACGCGUUAUCAACUCGCUGGCCAGUUCGGGAGGAGGCGGACAGAACGCGCCAUUUCGAGACAGUAAGCUCACACGCCUGCUUCAAAAUUCACUGGGUGGCAAUACACGCACACUCAUCAUUUGUUGCGUGACACCAAGUGACAAGUACAUUGAGGAAACCAAAAGUACCCUGCAGUUUGCAGCCCGUGCAAAGGAUAUCCAGACGUCCGCGACUGUAAACGAGGUUCUAGAUGACCAGACGCAAUUACGGCGUCUCAAGCGCGAGGUACACGAGCUCAAAAAACUGGUCAAUUCUGAAGCGCUGAACGCUCUUAAAGCUGAGAACGAGGCACUGAUCAGCGAAAAGAACCACAACAAGACGGAGAUGGCACGGCUUACGGGGCUCAUCCUUUCCAGCUCCUCUGUGACAAAACUAAACACUGGAAGUAAAAAGCGCAAGCGGCAAAAAGGGAUGAGAGAAACGUGGGGACCGGGAGAUUUUCCUACUAACAUCAAGGCGCUGGGUUUGUUGUCACCGGAUUGUUACCCUCGAAAGCGGCAUUCUCCGACAAAAGAAAAUAUGGAUCCCCAGACUCUCUUUCGCGUAUACGAAGAUGUUGAAGAUGUUACAGACGUCAAUAACGAUUUAGCGAAAGCAGAGACCCCUGCAAGCUAUUCAGCAACAAACAAACUCAAGCUGGUAAAACGAGCAGAUGUGGGUGAUAGCAGCAAAAACGUAAUCGAUCUGUUUUCAGCAGUCUUUCGAAGCUACCAUGAUGGAAAUGGCGAAAGUCCUAUUGCUGCAGUGGAAGCGACCGCGAACGAAAAACGAGCGUUGCUUGGUGGCGUGGAGAAUGCCCGUGCUUCUGAUGUCUUAGCGGAAAUAAAAAGCCUGAUGGUCGCUAACAUGCGGCUGAGAGACGCUUUGGAUGAUAAAAGCGUACUGGACCAAACUGUGAACGAUCUACUUACAAAGGUGGAAGAUGAGAAUGCUGAUUGGGAUAGCUCGAAAAGUGCUUUAAAUGCUGGUAUUAAUGCUGACGAAGUAAUGGCCGAGUUGAUGUCCACACAGGAGUACUUAGCCAAAGAAAAAAGACGCUGUCAUGACUUGGAGAUGGAGAAAGCUAACACUCAGCAAAUGGCAGCAGAAGAACUAAAUUCUCUUCACUGUCAGCUGGAGGCCUUGAAACUUGAGUCCACUAAACUGCAACAAGGAUGCGACCGUAAAAAGCACGAGCUGGCAGCCACUGCCCAGAACAAUCAGUCCGGGCUUAUGCCUCCCGGUAACGAGGAUAGCAUGAGCUCAUGCAGCAGGAAACACGAGUUGGAAAGCCUUCUAGAAGAACUGAAAGCAUUACAGACUAGUCUUCAGCUAGCGGUUGCAGAGCGUGAUGAGGAAAUCGCCUCUUUGGAGUUACAUGGUAAUGAAGUAAAGCAGCCAAAGCGAGAGGAACGGGUAAGGUUCUUAGAGGAGAAGAGAGCUGCGUUGCAAAAGAAGAUUGGACAGUUGAGAGAAGAGGCUGCUCCAGGAAAUGAAGAUGCAUCAUCAGAAAGUGCACAAAAUCUACAAAGGAACGUGUUUAGUGCAGACAAAACGGAGAACGUUGUUGUAGACAAGCUUGCACAAGAAUUGCAGAACAUUAUGCAGGAGCUUGCCCAGUUGCAGUCGGAUCACGAGCGAACGGCUUUAGAGAAAGAAGAGCUGCAAGCAGAGCGAGAGAGGAUGAGCGAGGAGAUUGAGGUUCUGCAGCGUCAACUUUGUGUAAUUAGUGAGACGUUAGUGGAGAAGGAGCACAUUGCGAAGGUCUUGCAGGCACAGCUAGAUGCAAAGGUCGCGACGAUUUCACAGAUGCAGACAAAGCACCUUGAUGAAGUCGAAACACUGCAACAGAGCAUCCGUGAUCUUGCUACCGAAAAAGAACAGCUUUCCACUAGAAUCCGGGAGGCUGGUGCCGCUGACAGCACUACGACAGAUAGUGGAGACCCAGAAGAACUGGCAACGAAAUGCAUCGAUAACGCCAAUGAACACUCUUUGGAGACGAAUAAGACCCAAAAGCUGCACUUAGCAGUAGAGCGGAUGGCCGAACAACUUUCUGCUCUUGAGUCAAAGCUUGGAGAUACGAACCCAACUUUAUGCUCAACGGAACAUUCUGCUGAGCAAAAUGAGCUCAUGAUAGCGUUCGAUCAACUAAAGGUUGAUUUCCACACUAUGCAGCAGGCAAGCACUGCUCUUUCGACCGAUUUUGUGGUAAAACAAGAGCAGAUUGCAAAAGCGUCUUCACCUGAUGAUCCGAAUAUCGUUUUAACACACGGCUUUGAACAGCAAUAUAGCGCGCUAAAGGAAGAUUUCAAGCGGGUAACAAAAGAACUGGAGCAUAUAUCUCAUGAGCGCAACGACUGCAUGGAGGAGCUUCAGGCUUUAGAAGCCCAACUGAUGCAAAUAUCCGAAGAGAAAAUGAAAUUUGCAAUCGCCGCUGACGAACAGGAAAAUAAGCUCCGUGAAGUGCAGAAAGAGGUCUUGUCUUCCUCGGCCACAAUCACUACGCUGCAAGCACAGCUAGAAGACACUCAAUCAAUUAAAGCAAGUUUGGAAGCUGACAAGAUGAAGCUUGAGCAAACCAUUGAGAACCUUCAGAUCGCUUUGACAACUUCUCAAGCAGACCAUGCCGCAAUAGUGGAGCAGAUGCAACACGACAACACAGUACCCAAGCCUGAAAAUGAAAGCAGUGCCUCUAAGGCGGAGUACUUACAGCAGCGUCUUGAGACUGAAUUUAAAGAGCGUGAAAAACUCCAACUUGACGUGCAGUCAUACGAAGAGACAUUGUCUGUGUUGCGCAAUGAGGCAAAAGAUAACUCUGACAAAAUUGCAGACCUUUCGGAGAAAAUUAAGAUGCUAGAAGCGGACCUAGAUUCAGCUGCCCGUACUCAACAGAAAAAGGAUAAAGAAUUUGCAAAAUUGACGAAUGCUCUGACGAUGUCAGAGGAGGAACAGCAGGAGAUGCGUCAUCAGAGUAAGCAGCGCCUUAUUGCAGCCGAAGAAAAAGAGAUGGAGCUUCAAGAUAAGAUAUCUGCGCUAAAGCUACAACUGAAAAUGGCUUCGACUGGCAUGGAAACUGUUAGUACUCCGCCGCAGGAUGAUGUAGAAUUGAACCUCCUAGAGGCAAGGGCAAAGCAGACCGAGCUUCAAUCGAAGACAACAGCGCUGGAAACCCAGUUAUUGGAGGCGAAACAAGAGCUGCUAAAACGAGAUAGCGAAUGGAGUAAGAAGGAAGCUUUGGCAAAGAAGGAGUUUGCUCGUAUGACGACAGAGCAAACACAACUUCUUGAUGAGCUGUCUGCUCUCAAAACGGACAUUGGUGCUUCUCAAGAUGCAAUGAAGGUGCAAGCCGAAGAACUGGUGAAGGCGAAAGAAUUUUGCGCAGCAGUGUUGGAGCAAAAAGAAGUGAUACAACGAAAGCUUGAAGCAGAAACUGCUAGGUGGGAAGAGACGCACCAAGAUUUGGUGCGUCAGAUGGACAGCAUUGGUGAGCAGUUUUUGGAAGCACAGGCAGAGCUUGAGAGGCACCAGAAGAACGCGGACGGCGAAAUCCACCGACUUCGUUCUGCUAUCGAUCAAAGUGAAGCUGAGAUUAAUGAACUGAAGCGCUGUGCUAAGGCGAGGGAGGAGGACUGGAAAAUCCGAAUUUGUGAGCAAGAGGAGUGGCAAAAGCAGGUCAAUAGCCGACAAGAAGCACUGCAAGCGAAAUGCAACGAGCUUGUCGGUGAGCGUCGACUAUUGAAGGAGAAAUAUGUCGUCAUUGAGGCUCAACAUCGAGAGGUCGAGGACCAGCAGCGAGAUGAGAUUUGUGAGCUGCAACAAAAAUUUGCUGCUGCACAGGCUCAGCAAGCUACUUACCAAGCUAAGCUGAAGGAGAUAGAAGCUCAGUUGGAGAUGACUGAGAACGAAGUGACUCAAAGCCAUCGCGAGUUAAAGAGCCUUGCGGAAUUGCUCAAGUCUUCCCAGAUGGAGGGUGACAACUACCACAAUCAGCUCGUGGAAGCCCAGCUUGCAAAGGAAAGUUUGGAGAAACUUGUCGAUAAGCAAAAAGCACGUAUUGAUAAAUUGGAUAAGGUCAAAAUGACGACAGAGACACUAGAGCUGUUCCGCAAGUUGAAAAAAGACCGUUUCGACUUGCACGUCAAGGUGCAGGAUCUGCAAAAGGACUUGGCACAAGCCUUGUCACAGUGCCAAGGAGACCAUCUGGAACAGGAACAUUUUUUACUGAAACGCAAGGACGAGGAAUUGAGACUGUUGAAGGAGCAAGUUGAGGAGCUUCGCGAAGCCGUACGCAUUGAGAAACACCAAGCACUAGAUGGCAAGGCGAAGAUGCGAGCGGCGUUAAUUGAUGAGCACCAAAAAGCCGAGCAUGAGGUCCAGGAAAUGCAAUUCCUAAUGAAGGAAAGGAUGGAGCUUGUCGACAAACUGGAGUCGCAGUUGGCGUCUGCCAAUGAUGCAAUGACGACGUUUCGAGAGCAUACGAGCGAAAAUGUGGCGUACCUGGAAAAGGAAAAUUUGGAACUCCAUGUCGAGAACAGGAAGCUGAAGAAGCAGCUGAAUGUGGUGCUAACCUCGCUACCUGAGAAGGAAGACGUGAUGGAUGAUGACACAGGCACCUACGACGUAUCUGCCGCUGCGGCAGCAAAGGUGCUUGGUGAAGACAUUUCCAGUUCCAACAAAGAGAAUGAGGUGGGAGGUGACUGUGCCGUUACGACUAAAACCUCAUCUCAACCGCCAGAAAAAAGCAGAUGCCCGUGCUACUAA
This is a messenger RNA of Peronospora belbahrii, 5664 nucleotides long. Lineage: Eukaryota; Oomycota; Peronosporomycetes; Peronosporales; Peronosporaceae. The record is from the annotation of a GenBank genome assembly.